AAGAAAAACAAGCUUUAAAUCCAAGUAAAAAAUUUCUAUAAAUAUUAACAACAACAACAACAAAAACUAAACCAAAAAGUUUAUCGAUACUUAAAGCUAAUUAGUGCAACUAAAGUUAGUUUAAAACGUGCAAAACUGUGAAACGAGUAGGACGGCCAUCAACAAAACAUAAACCGAACUCCAAACACCAUCACCCCACCCCCCCGCAGUAGAGCAAUCAGCAGCCAUGGACGACAUGCCCGAUCUCUCGCAUUUGACACCCCACGAGCGCAUGCAGAUCGAGAAUGUGCUCAUGCGGCAGAAGCAGGAGGAGGAGGCACAGAAUGAGAUAAUGCGUCGCAAACAGGACGAGGUUGUCACGCUGGAAAUGCAAAUCAGGCAACGCUCCGAGCAGCAAAAGAAGGCCGGCGUCGAACUGGAUGCCACCUGUCACAUAUGCCUUAAGACCAAAUUUGCCGAUGGCGUUGGACACAUUUGCCAUUACUGCAACAUACGCUGCUGUGCCCGUUGCGGUGGCAAGGUGACACUACGCAGCAACAAGGUGAUUUGGGUGUGUAUACUCUGCCGCAAGAAGCAGGAGCUGCUUUCCAAGACGGGCCAAUGGAUCAACAAAACAGGAGGCCAACAGGACGGUUUCAUCCGCCGCAUCGAGCCCGAUGGCAGCAGCGACAUCUCGCAGCAGGCCAUUGUGGAUCCGCAUGACACGACGGAUAAGCGACCCAAGCUGGAGCGUACGCGCAGUGCCGCCGAAAAGGAGAACCUGCCCAUGCAACGCGCGGGCAGCAUGCUACGGAGGCAGUACUCGCAGCAGGAGCAGCCCACGAAUCGCCGUUUAUCCAUCUCGGACAGUGGCAUGGAUCCUAUGAUGAGCCCGGGGCAGCAUCAACAGCAUCAACAGCAGCAGCAGCAGCAGCACCCACAGCAGCAGCGUGGUCGCAUGCAGCCCAUGAAUCCGCAGCAGUCACAGCAGGGAUACGGGGGCUAUGGCAUGCAGCAGCAGCAGCAACAGCAGCAGCAGAGAUCGGGUGGGGCAUAUCCAGAGGAUGAUCCGCGUUACUAUCAGGGCGAACUGGAUGGCUUAAUGAGGCAACAUCCACACCUGGCGCAUCCCAGCCAAGUGCAGCCGCAACAUUCGCAACAGCAGCAACAUCCACAACAUCAGCAGCAUCCGCAGCAUCCGCAGCAGCAGCAGCAACAACAGCAACAGCAUCUCAUGCCGCAACAGCAGCUACGUCAGUCACCGCAGCAACAUCCACAAACGCAGCAGCAGCAGCAGCAUCCGCAGCAGCAUCUACAACAGCAGCAACAGCAACAGCACGCACAGCAGCAACAUUCACAGCAGCAACAAUUUGCGGCGCGACAGCAAACGUACCAGGCACAGAUACACACACCACCGCAAUCCCACAUGCAGCAGCAACAGCAACAGCAGCACCAGCCCCAGCCCCAUCCCCAUUCGCAGCAGAUGUCCAUGUCCCAGCAAAUGGUUGGCGGCUACCAGAAGGCGCCGCCGCUGACUCGCAACCUGACCAUCAGCGGGGGACAUGCCAUGGAUAGCAGCACCUACGGCCAGCAUCAGCAACAGCAUCAGCAGCAACAUCGUAGGCCGCAGUAUGCCUCACAGCAGCAGCGAUCCUUUAGCAGUUCGGAGGAAGAGUUUCAGAAUCAAUUGCUGCAGGCACAGGCACAGGCAGCAGGGGCAGGAGCCACUGUCAGUGCGGGCUCCGAUUACGAUGGCGGCCGUCUACAGGUGCGCACCUCAGUGGAUCCCUGGCGCCAGCAGCGAAGCCUCAACGAGCGCGAUCUACUGAGCAGCAGUGCCGGCGCCACUUCCAGUGACUACCGCCUGUUGGCGCACACCAGCCAGCGGCUGUACGCGUCGGCGGAUCAGCGCGAUCGCUACGAGCUGCAGCUGCAGCAUCGCGAACGCUUGGAGCAGUAUCCGUUGACCAGGACCGCACGGCUUGACGUGCAGCAGCGCAACUCGCUGAAUCGCACCAAUCACGAGCGACAGUUCGGCGUAGGCGGAGGCGGAACAACGACUGGCGGGGUGACUGGUGGUGCUGGCGCCUACCGACGUGCCCCGCCCUUGGCCGCAACCGGUGGCGGUGGUAGCAGCAGCAGCAGCACCAGCAGCAGCUACUAUCCCCAGGGCCAGUCCAAGCCACAGAUUGUGAUCGGUUCGGGAGCCUAUGAUCGUGGUGGAGGCACCAUGUCCGCUGAUCAGAGCGGCGGCAGCUCGAGGGGCAGCCUGAGCAGAGAGCGGGCCCUGUUGGGAGCCAAAGGCUUGGGCGGUGGCGGUGGCAGCAGCUCUGUCAGCUCCACGGAGGCAGCCUACUGGGAUGAGCCCGCCGGAGGCAGCACAUCCUCCUCAUCGGCGGCCCAGGAUUCGCGCCGCUUCACCGAGCGCAGAAUAAAGAAGACAGUGCGCUUCGAUGCCCACGAGGAUGAGGCCUCCAUUAUGGCCGGUGCCGGAAUGAUGGGCAGCGGAUCAUUGCCACCGGUGACCACCAUUCUGCCCUCGACUGCGGUGGAUGUGGGCUCGGCGACGCUAUUGACCAGCGGCAAAAUGGGCCAGGGACAGGGACCACCACCCAUGGAUGGGGCUAGUGCUGGGGACUGGGCACGAUGGGAGGCCGAGCGGCAGGGCAGCCAGGAUUCGGCUACCAAGGACUCGGGCAUCGAUACGAGCAGCACCUUCACCAGCAGCGAGGACUCAAACCGCGGUGACGGGCCCAAGAAUCCGGUGAAUUGGCAAACAUCCGCGGAUAAUACUCGCUUGAUUGGGCACAUGAUAUUACGUAAAUACUAUGAUGGGGAAGAUAUAUUAGGCUUAAAGGUCAACGGCGGCCAGCCCAUCGGAGGAGGAGGAGGAGGAGUGGGAAUAGUAGGAGGAGGACCAUUAGGAGCAGGUCCAUGCGGUGCUAUUGUGGAGAAGGUGAAACGCGGAUCGGUGGCCGAUCUAGAAGGCCGUAUACGACCAGGCGACGAAAUCAUCGAGUGGAAUGGCCGAAAUUUGCACAACAAAAGCGCAGAUGAGGUCUAUGAUAUACUCGACGAGAGCCGCCUGGACGCGCAGGUGGAACUGAUUGUCAGCCGUCCGAUCAGUGGCAGUGGCGGCAGCAGUCAGAACGUCAGUCCCAGCAGUGCCUCCAACGCCCACAUCAACAGCAGCAGUAGCAGCAGCAGCCAACCGACGGUUCGCCGCUCCUCGGCCAACUUUCCGCACAGCGGCCUGGCCAGCAGCAUGGCUGGCAGUGCGGUGGUUAGCAGCGGCGGGCGAUAUCUACAGCGCAAAGCCCCAGCAGUUGAGGCCAUUGAAAUCCAUCGUGAUAAGCCGAGUGUUUUGAUAACCUCACCCGGCUCGCCGGAUAUCCACGUAACUGCAUCGGGAUCGUCGGGCAACGGGGUACGGAGUCAACGUGGCGGCGCCUCGCAGCAUAUACAGCGCCUGGGACCCAGCCACAGCACUCACAGCCACAGCAGCAGUGGGAGUGGCAGCGUCAGCGGCAGCAGCACCACCAGCAGCGUACACGCAGCGUCCAGCAGCCUUCAAGGCGUCACCGUUGCCGCCGCCGUCGCCGCCGCCUCCGUGUCGAAUUCUUCCUCCGCCCAAGGCGGAGGUCUGCACGGCACAACGACGGCGGGCCACCAUCAUCAUCACCAUUGCCACCAGCCAUUGCCGCCCGCCGCCGCCCACUUGCAUGGCAUCCACGGUCCCCUGGGCAUGGGUAUGGGCAGUGGGGCGGGUACGACAACGCAACCGAUACCGAUCGAGGGGCGGCUGCAGCUGAAGCUCGGCUACGAUCAGAACACACUCCAGCUGAUUGUGACGCUGGUGUGUGCCACAGGCCUAUCCCUGCGCCAGAGCGGAGCGGGCCGAAAUCCCUAUGCAAAAGUGUUCCUUCUGCCCGAUCGCAGCCACAAAUCGAAGCGACGUACCAAGACGGUGGGCACCACCUGCGAACCACGCUGGGCCCAGACAUUCCUCUACUCGGGCCUGCGACGCUGUGAUCUUAAUGGACGACUGCUUGAGGUGACGCUGUGGGAUUAUGUGCGUUAUGGGGCAAACGAUUUCAUCGGCGAAGUGGUCAUCGAUCUGGCCCAUCACAUACUGGACGACGAGGCCGAAUGGUAUCAACUGCAGCCGCAUCAGGACACCUCCUAUCUCUUACGUGACGAGGGCAGCGAUGUGGACGGCCUGAUACUGACACCGACAGAUCAUUUAUCACCGCCGAGCACCAUGUCGCGUAUGAGCGACUCGGACACGACGUCCGACUGUGACAUCGAUGGAAUGACGCCGGUGGCCAGCAUCUCCUCGAUGGGAAGCUCGGCCAGUCCGCCGCCCAUGCUAGAGCUCGAUCUAAACGAGCGUCGAUCCAGACGCGACAUGUCACCGCAGGGCCGCAAACGGGUGGCCGGAAUGGUGGCCCGUGAUUAUCGCACUGUAUCUGGCAUUGGACAAAGUUAUCACAAUCAGGCAUCUGCCACGGGCUACUAUCGACGCGGCGGCGGCGGUGGAAUCGGUGGUAAUGGUGUCGGCGGCGGCGGUUCCUCCUGCAUGGGACCCGGUGGCAUGAGCCUCAGUCAGCGCAGUCAUUCGGCGGCACCCAACGACAGCUACCACAGCGGCGGAGUGGGCGGAGCGCCCUCUGGUGGACCAGGCUACGGCUACAGGAGUACCAGUCCGCGUCGAGGCUCAUUGUCGCCACCAGACGAUCGGUAUAUAGACUAUCCAGUGCUUCCAGUACACGGCUCACCCAACGCACCCUCCGUAUAUCCGGGCACGGGUCCGGGCCACACAGCCACAUCGGCCACACAGCAGCAGAGAUUCCAGUCGCGCUCGGCCACAGCCACGCCCACAGGAUCGCCAAAGAAGAGGCAACUGCCACAGGUUCCUCAGACGUCUCGUAGCGCCAUGCUGCGUGACCGGCUGGGCCAGGACUUUGACGAGCGUCUGGCCUCGGGCAGCCGCUUUGGGCGGCAUCGCACACGCCAGCCGCACCAUCAGGCCACCUACCGCAGCACUGGCAUGGGCGGCUGGGAACGCCACUACACAGGGCUGUCCGACAGCGAUCUGCACUCGAUGGACGCACGCAUGCGACCGCGCCACUCGCUGUCGCCGGACAAGGACUUUAUGGGCGAGUUCGGUGACUCCGAUAUGGAGUCGGUGGUCAGUGUGACGUCCAGUGCGUUCUCCACGCAGUCGGAGCGGCCACGCACCUCGCGGGGACUCAGCUUCGCCCACAACUGGCGCAAUCUCUUUGGCGUUCGCAACAGCUUUUUGGGCGGUGCCAAUGGAGGACCCGUAACUGGACUGCGGAUGAUGCAGCAUCCCUUGGAUGCAGCCAAUCGUGCCAACACCAUUGAGGUGGAUGACUGCGACUACCUGUCGCAUGUUGCUGGUGGCGGCACACAACAGCUGCUGCUGCUGGAGCAGCUGGAGCAACUGCAGCAUUUGGCGGCCAUGGCGGCCGCAGAUUCCCCACCCAUUUCGGCGGGACUCGGACUCGGAGUUGGAAUGGGUUGUGGGAUGGGGAUGGGAGCACCGCAACGUGUCCUGGUGACGGACGCGAAUAGCGGCGAACUGGUGGAGCAAUUCUUUGUGGAGCCGGCGACAGCUGCUGAGGAGACGUCGGUCAUUGAUCCGCUCGAUCCACUCGAACCACUCGAUCCUCAUGUGCAUCUGCAUCCGCAUUCCGUCUACUAUUCGCCUCAUUUGUCCUCAGCAGUCACCAACAACCACCAUUCGUCAUUUCUGACGUCCAACGACAUGUUCCAACGACGGCCCAACGGACAGACACCACCCAACUCUGCCUCCGCCUCCGCCUCAGCCUCAGCCUUUGCUCAUGCCUAUCCGCUGCCGCUGCCACUGCCCAGCUUUGAGCAAUUCAAGCGCAUUACCACGCCCGUCAUGAAUCUCUUCCGCAGCUCCUCGCCCAUUCCCAAUGUCCACGCCCACGCCCAUGACCACGCCCACACGGUAUCCUCCUCGCCCAGCUCGUACGUGGGCUAUGUGCGGGAUCAUCUGGACAAGAGUUGCAGCCACUGCCAGAACGGCAGCCAGCCGGUGGUGCUAUCGACGAACACGGCUCUGGCCAUGCCCGGACUGACAAUCGGAGCCUGUACGGAUCCCUGCUGCCUGGUGGACGCGCAUCCGCAUCCGCAGCAUCAACCGAUCGCAUACCCGUACAGUGCGGAGCAACUGCUGCGCCGCCCCUCGCUCUCCGCCUCGAUGUACCAGCCGAGCAGCUCGGAACCCUCGCUGCCCACCAUGGACCCGGCAAUGUGCGGCGAGUGCGUCGACCAGCACUUCCUGGGCGGCCUCACCGGCCCCCAGGUGAACCUCGGCGCCGUGCCCACCUAUCACGUGCACACGCCUACGCCGACCGCCCAUAGGCGAGCCAAGGCGCAGCUGGCGGCGCCUCCGUCGCUGCCCACCCAGUCCGUGCUACGUCUGUCGCGCCAGCUGAGCGAGGACGCCCUGGUGUCCGCCGUGCCCAUCUCUGAGUCGACGGCCAGGGCGCAGCCCACCUCGAUCCUGAAGAAGCCGAAGCUCGAGCGCCGACGCAUGUUCCACGAGGGUCAGUCGCGCUCCCUGGACUACGACGAUCUGCACAACAAGAGCUGGGGCCGUCGGCGCAUCCGCUACGAGGAUGAGGUGGCCCAACACGAGGCGGCCGCCUAUCCUUAUACCCAUUCCUACCCCUAUCCCCACUCCUCGACGUCCCCGGCGGAGGGACAGCUGCCCAUGUCGCGGCGCUACGGCUCCGAGACGAACAUCCGGCAGUCGUACAUGGGCGCCAAUGUGGAUGCCCACAAUCCGCUGAGCCACUCGCAUUUCCUUGUCACCGACGACAAGAUCGUGACCAUCACCUACGACUCGGAUGUGGGCUGGACCCGCCGUGGCGUCGCCCCAUCCCUUUUUCGCGGGCCGCACCGACAGCAGCGGGGAGCCAUGUCGCUGGAUUUGCAACGGACCAAUCAACAGAAGCUCUACGGCCCGGCGGCGCCGUAUCUGAAGCGUCGGCGGAAUCUGCCACAUCCGCCCAGUGCACAGAAUGCGCACAAUUUCUCGCCCAUGGAGGCACGGGACGGUGGAUCGACGGGGAUGGACUAUUCACUGUCGCAGCAUGGUGGCGAGCAGCGGGGCGGUCAUAAUGCAAUCGGAAUCGGAAACGGUAGCGGGGGCGGGGGCGGUGGUCAACACAACAAUAUGAACAGUUACAGUAACAGUACCACACUCAACCACCAAUCACACCACCAGAAUCACACCACAACCACCAACCACCACCACAAUAGCCAACAACAACAAGCGAGUAGUGUUAGUGUUAGUCAAAGUCACAACAAAAAAGGGAAAGAAGGCAUCGCUAUCGGCGGAACGAUGGCAUCAUCGGAGCAACAGACGAAAUCUAGUAGUGGGAGCGGUGGUGCAACAUCUGCUGCCGCUGCUGGUAAUGUCGUCGUCGGUGGUAAUAAUGCUAAUAAUGCUUCUUCUUCCUCUUUUGCAAAUCCCCCACAACAACAUCAUGGUGUCGCUAAUCAACCAAUUACAACAAAUGCAUCACCCAACACCAACACGAACACCAACAUUAACAACUAUAACAAUUACAUGAACAAUAACAAUAACAACAACAACAACCGUGCCCAAUCAUCAUCAACAACACCACACCAACAACAACAACAACCGAACACAAAUUCAACAACAACACCAAUGAACACAACAACGAAUGACGUUAACAACUUGACUCAUGACGCAACAAAUCCCACACAACAAUUACAACAACAAAAUACAUGCACAAAUCUCAUCAACAAUACAACAACAACAAUCACAAAUUCAACAACAACAAACACAUCGUCGAAUGCAACGAAUGCGGCGACAACGACGACGACAACAACGACAACUUCAACAACAACAACAACAACAACAAUUGCAACAAAUGCUACAACAACUGCCACAAAUCCAACAACGAAUACAAAUACAACAAAUAAUACGAACGAUACAAACGCAACAACAACGAACGAUGCGGAUGCGGACGCGGAUGCUCCGCUCGACGCCAUCGACUGGGAUGCCAUCGAUGCCAUGUUGGAUGACGACUUCAGCGAGUACGACAAGGACAAGAACGGCACUGGGGGCGGUGCCAAAUCCACAGAAGGUGGCGCCGAAGGAGAAGAUAAAGCUGAUGGAAGCCAAUCGGAUACCGCUAAUGAUCGCAAAAAAGGCGGCACCGUGGACCAGGAACGCUCGCCAAAGGGCGGCAGCGGCAUGGGCAAGAAAUCCAAUUCCACCUCACAGCUGUCCGCAACAGGUCGUAAAAGACGUAUGGGCUUUGGAAAGAAGGGUAAGAACUCGUUCACGGUGCAUCGCAGCGAAGAAGUGCUGCCCGGUGAUAUCACGCGCGAGCUGCGCGGUGGCGGUGGCGUCGUGGCAGCCGCUGGUGGUGCCAGUGGUGCUGCUGGCGGAGGAGGCGUUGGCGGCGGUGGCCUCUCGCGUGGCUCGUCCUCGGAGGCGGAUGCCAUUGAGCAGUUUUUCGUCGAUGGUGCCGGUGGGGAAAGAUUCUCUCCCUCGUUGCGCAAUGAUGGAGCCCUCAAUGAGUUUGUCGAGGGCCUGGGACCAGGACAACUGGUGGGUCGCCAGGUGCUGGGUGCACCCUCACUGGGCGACAUUCAGCUAUCGAUGUGCCAUCAAAAGGGCUUUCUAGAGGUGGAGGUCAUACGAGCCAGAGGAUUGACGCAAAAACCCUCAUCGAAGAUGCUGCCCGCUCCGUAUGUGAAGGUGUAUCUGGUGUCGGGAAAGAACUGUGUGGACAAGAUGAAGACAUCGACGGCGCGUCGCACCCUGGAUCCGCUCUACCAGCAGCAGUUGGUGUUCAAGCACUCCUACGCUGGUUGCAUACUCCAGAUAACCGUUUGGGGCGACUACGGGCGCAUCGAGAAGAAAGUGUUUAUGGGCGUUGCUCAGAUAAUGCUCGACGAUCUGAAUCUGUCAAAUAUCGUGAUCGGCUGGUAUAAGCUCUUUGGCACCACCUCACUGGGUCGUCCGAUUGUUUGGGCCGGUGAAUCAGUCAUAAUGGAGGAGCCGGGUGAAUAACACUUUCCAACACUAACAACACCAAAACCAACUACAACAACAACAACAAUAAAAACAACAACAACUACAACAACAACAACCACAACGAAAACACUUUAAGCACCCAAGCACAAUUCCAAUUCCAAAGCGAACUCAAAACUGAACUGAAUUCAUAACCCUUGCAAAGAGCUGCCAGCCAGGCAGCCAAAUAGCAAAGGACCAAGGUCAGCCUGCAGCAGCGGAAGCAAUGCGGCCGCCGCCCGAUGAUCCCCAUUCGUCAUGUUGCUGGCCCAAGCUAAGUCCAAAUCAGUAAUUUUUUCUAUUCUACAAACAAAGGAGAGGAGGAUUUCCAAAGAAAAUAAAUUAACCAAAAAACGAGAAAACCAAAAACGAGAAAAAAAGAGAAAAUAUCUAAUUUUUGUAAGUCAUGAAAACAAAUGCAUUUAACGAACCGAGAAACGAGAACCGAGAACACAGUAAAAUGAUUGAAACGUAACUAUGGAAAACAGAUACAAGAUAGAUAUACAUAUAUGUAUAUAUACGAGGUCAUAUAUAUUAUAUACAUACAUAUAAACAUACAUAUAUAAUGGAUAACAUUUGACAAAAAAAGGAUACUUGUAAAUUAUGCAUAUUUAAAUUAAUUUUUACUACACACCUAAGAUCACUAUUAUUUUCGUAAUACGAUUAAUACGUUUAUUAUUACUUAACAAAAAACUAUUAUUGAUAAACGAGAAGGAGCAGAAAACCAAUAACCGAAAACCAAAGAGAAAUUAUGUAAGGAGAGAAAGUUCAAGUGCUGUCAGUCAUGCCUAAGCCAACGCUUAAGCUUGAGCAGCGUGCGGAAAGGAAAUAUAAAAUGUUUAAUAAAUAAUUAGCUAAAUCUAAAUCGAAUAUCUGUAGAAGAUUUUCAGACGAUGCGAUGGCAGUUAUUUAAGUAUAUAUACAUACAUAUAUAUAUAUAUAUAUAUAUUAAUAUAAAUCUAUAUAUAUAUAUAAAUAUAUUUACAGUUUAAGCAAGCAAAGAACCACUAACACUUAAAUAAGCCUAACUUACGAUUAAACCUAAACUUAAAGUUCAAGUUUAAGGUUUGGGUAACUACAAAAACGGGAGAUUAAUUCUAGAGAUAUGUAUAUGAUGAGAUGAAUAUGUAUUAAUCGAACAACAACCACAAAUAUUUACCAAGCGAGAGAUGAGCAAGUUUAACUUAAUACAAAUUCUCAACUUAAGCUGUACAUAGGAUCAAUCCACACACACACAGCAUAGACACACGUUGCAUAGACACACCACAUCCGGACAUUCGAUUGUCGAUUGUCGUUCUUUAUAGGCUUAAUGGAAAUUAUUUAGCUCUGCGCUCCGGCAAAAACUCCGCAGCAACCCCAAAAUGUGCGAGUUUUUGCCGGCUAGCGAUGGGCACACACACACACACACACAUACACACAGCUAUGUAUCAUAUAAUUUAAACUAGAGCAAUGAGAAACUCUCUCUCUCGAUCGGUCUCUCUAUCUUUCUAUAUAGACACAUACUAUCAAAUACUAUAACGCGAUUUUGUUGUAGCUAGCCGCGCUUCCCCUUUUCACGCUUCUAGAGAAUCGCUAUAGAAUCCGUUUGCGCCGCUGACUCGGUUCCAAUCAAUUUGCCUCGAACAAAACGCAUCAAGUACCUUCAAGUUAAUAGUGUGAGCUGUAAAAAUCGUUACCUGCUUGCCAAAGACACAUACAUUACAACAUACAUUAACACAUAGCGUCGUAACACAUUAGCAUAAAUGGAAAAGUAAUAGGAAAAAAUGGAAUAGAGAAAGGAGAAAAACCAAAGAUAGUUUGCAAAUUAAUAUUACAUUUAUAGUUUGAGAGAUACUCCAUUGUCGUUCUUUUGGUGCAACAUUUUGCAAUGCAUUCCCAGAGGGGAGGAGACACCGCAAUUGGUUCACUUUAAAGGAAACAUAUCACAGGCCUGUGACAAACAGACAGACAGACAAACAGACAGAGUGAUGGAUGGGAGCAGUUUACUUUUAUACAUACAUAUAUAGUGUACUCGUAUUAGGACUAUAGUCAAGCAAAUAUAUAAAUAAUAUAUAUACGAGAAACGUAGCUAUUGUUCCUAUCCAGUAAUUUAAUGUUCGUUCUUUUUGCUUCACUCAUGGCUACGGAUAUUAAUUUGAACCUUUCCGUCCAUUCAUUCAGCUUUCAACACACAACAAGAUAAAGUUAAAUAUAUAAUACAUACAUUGCAUACAGGUGCAUAUCCAUCCAAGCUGCAGCCUCCUAUAUCAGAACUACGACAACUACAGAGAUACGUAAACAAUUGCCAAAUCACGCAGGGGAGAAUGCAUUCAAAAUGUUGCUACAAAAAAAAAAACAAGAACAGAGGAAAACCACACAUUAAGAGGAAAGUCAGAAGAUGAAGAAAAGAAGAAGAAGAAAAAACUACCAGCGAGGUUUCCAGCAACUAAUUAUACGAUAUAUAAAUCAAAUCAGAGAUACAUACCUACAAAAAACAAGCAUACAGACAUUAUAGAUAAUCAGAUUUGUACACUCCACUCCGAUAGACACGAACUUCAUACAAACUAUUCUAUGAUAAAACUCUCUCUCUAUCUCUAUCUUUAUCUUUGUAUUGUUUCCACUGCUCUCCUUCAGAAAAAACAUUCGAAGUUGCUUUAAUUAAUCAGCAAACCAGCAAAGUAUAUGAACAGGAAGUGCAAAAGAACGGCGGCAAGAGCCGAAGUUGAAAUGCUCUUUCCGUUUACAAUUGGAAUGAUAGGGAAUUUUAUAGGAAAAACAAUUAAGUUUACACUUCCUGAGAUACAGUUGCGGAAAGGACAUUUUCUUCGUUGAGACAUAAAAAGAAAAUUCUUAUUAGAAUUCCUCUAGAAUUCGUUACAUUUAAGUCACACAAAUGACAAAAGCAUAUAGAAAAUGUUACUGAAGCAAAUGAAGAUAUAUUACGGCAAGUUAUUUCAAGGGCAACCAAAAAACAACAAGAAACAAAACAGAACAAAACAAAAAUGCUAUCUACACAACAACCACAAGAACAACAGAAGAAUAUAUCAUUUAUUGCAAAUGUUGAACACAAAAUUGAUUAGGAGGCAGGGGCCAGCGCUCGCUGGGCGCUCUGGAUACCUUGUAUUGUAUUUUAAUAUCUCGACAACAAUCGAAGGUCGAGAAACGACAAUAAACUGUGAAAAGAAUAUGUAAAAAACAAAAACAAAAAACAAAAACAAAACCAAAAAACUAAAAUUAUAUUAUUAACAAAGAUUUGCAGAGAAGGCAUUAUUAAUAUUGAUGAACACAGAAACUUGAAUUGUGUAAAACUAAAAACUAAAGAGAAAAUCUUUAAUGAAAAGCAACAUUUAAAUAACAAAACAAA
Messenger RNA from Drosophila obscura, 12431 nucleotides. It is a transcript of the gene Rim, whose product is annotated as regulating synaptic membrane exocytosis protein 2. Bases 227 to 9088 code for a protein of 2953 amino acids. Gene Ontology annotation, cellular component: cytoskeleton of presynaptic active zone; presynaptic membrane. Gene Ontology annotation, biological process: positive regulation of synaptic transmission; intracellular protein transport; regulation of membrane potential. Lineage: Eukaryota; Metazoa; Arthropoda; Insecta; Diptera; Drosophilidae. Gene Ontology annotation, molecular function: transmembrane transporter binding; small GTPase binding. The record is from RefSeq and is a predicted model, not a curated record. The transcript is spliced from 23 exons.